This is a messenger RNA of Colletes gigas, 971 nucleotides long. RefSeq names its product probable chitinase 10. The record is from RefSeq and is a predicted model, not a curated record. The coding region runs from base 133 to 645 and encodes 170 amino acids. Gene Ontology annotation, cellular component: extracellular region. Gene Ontology annotation, molecular function: chitin binding. NCBI's taxonomy places the organism in Eukaryota, Metazoa, Arthropoda, Insecta, Hymenoptera, Colletidae. The transcript is spliced from 2 exons.
GUAGUGGUAAGCAAUAUUAAAAAAAUCCGUAACAAAUAUAUAAAAGGAUCAGACGAUUCAGUGAAUCAUUUACAGUAGUCUUCACGAUACGAUAAGAUCACGAUUAGUGAAUCUUCGAUCCACCAAGCGAAAAUGAAAGCGACAUUUGCAGUUGCUGCUGUCACGGUUUUCGUGGGCUUCGUUUCUAUUACCGAAGCACUUCGUGUAAAAUGUCCCCCACGGAACGGUGUCUUAGUCACAUUGCUCCCACAUUCGAAAAACUGCUCAAACUUCAUCAUGUGCAACGAUGGCAUACCAUAUUUGAUGCACUGCCAGCAAGGACUUCAUUUCAAUCCCGUGGAGAAAGUAUGCGAUUGGCCCAGUCAUGCAAAAUGUCGUGCGAAUACGACUAAACCUAGCACGACGGAAGCUGUUAAUGCGACAGAAGAAACUACGACAGAAAUCGUCACUCCUACUACUCCAGACGUGCCAGAAACGACCACUACUGAACAGAGAACUACUGAAGGGACUACUGUUCGACCGACCGAGGCUCCAGAGACCACUACUGAAAAAGAGGCCACUGAACCAACGACCGAUGCUACACCGACCACUACUGAAGAGGAUGACUGGUGGUGGUGGGGCAACCUUAUGAAUCGUCGUAAUUAAUUCUAAGUAAUUAUGUACGCCUAAAUAUAUUAAAUCCAUUGCAAUUAUAAAAAGUUACACGUUGCGUUAAAUGUUUCUAUAUCCCCAUCACGCUAACAUUGAUCGAACUGCACAAUCUUCGGGAAACAUAUCGUGCGUGCAAAUGCUUUAUUUAUUUUUCAUCACCCGUAACGAAAGAAAGAAGUCAUCGCGUAGAACCAGCGUUUGAUUUUUGAAAGAGAUUCAACAAAAUUGCAUGGAACUCAAAAACCACUAUGCAGGCGAGAGAAAUAAUUGUAUGAAACAUUUAAAAAUUUACAUUAUAAUAAUAAAGUAGUUUGAAUUAA